Molecule: messenger RNA, 3699 nt
Organism: Marmota flaviventris (yellow-bellied marmot)
Lineage: Eukaryota; Metazoa; Chordata; Mammalia; Rodentia; Sciuridae
Gene: Tbc1d8b
Product: TBC1 domain family member 8B
Molecular function (GO): calcium ion binding
Source: RefSeq, a predicted model, not a curated record
GGCAAUCUUGCUGCCUACGUGGGAGAGAAGGGGGGGUUGGGGGAAGUGUAGAAACCUGAACCUGAGCCGCUGCCGCCAGAGGAAGAUUUGGUGGGCGGAGAAGUAAAAGGGGGAAAAGCGGGUUGUGGGUGAGGUGAAGAGGGCAUAUAGGUCGCUGCUCCCGGUGGGGCACAAAGUUCACCGCGAUGUGGCUAAAGCCUGAGGAAGUGCUCCUGAAAAAUGCGCUGAAGCUGUGGCUGAUGGAAAGGUCCAACGACUACUUCGUGCUGCAACGGCGUCGAGGCUACGGGGAAGAAGGUGGAGGAGGUCUCACAGGGCUUCUGGUUGGGACUCUUGAUUCAGUCUUGGACUCUACUGCUAAAGUAGCUCCAUUUCGCAUCUUACACCAGACACCAGAUUCUCAAGUUUACUUGUCAAUUGCAUGUGGAGCCAACAGAGAAGAAAUAACCCAGCAUUGGGAUUGGUUGGAACAAAAUAUCAUGAAGACCUUAUCUGUGUUUGAUUCAAAUGAAGAUAUUACUAAUUUUGUACAAGGAAAGAUACGAGGAUUAAUUGCUGAAGAGGGAAAACAUUCUUUUGCAAAAGAAGAUGAUCCUGAGAAAUUUCGAGAAGCCCUUUUGAAGUUUGAAAAAUCUUUUGGUUUACCAGAACAGGAGAAAUUAGUGACCUAUUAUUCAUGUAGUUAUUGGAAAGGACGGGUUCCUUGUCAGGGUUGGCUCUAUCUUAGUACCAAUUUUCUGAGCUUCUAUUCUUUUUUGUUGGGAUCAGAAAUAAAACUCAUUAUCUCCUGGGAUGCAGUCUCAAAACUUGAAAAGACUUCAAAUGUUAUACUGACAGAGAGUAUUCAUGUAUGUUCUCAAGGGGAGAAUCACUACUUUUCAAUGUUUUUGCACAUUAACCAAACCUAUCUUCUUAUGGAACAACUGGCAAACUAUGCCAUAAAGAGACUUUUCGAUAAGGAAACAUUUGAUAAUGACCCAAUCCUUGAUGAUCCUCUACAAAUUACCAAAAGGGGUUUGGAAAACAGAGCCCACAGUGAGCAAUUUAAUGCCUUUUUCAGGCUGCCCAAAGAGGAGACUUUGAAAGAAGUACAUGAAUGUUUGUUAUGGGUACCAUUCAGCCACUUCAAUACUCAUGGAAAAAUGUGCAUCUCAGAAAAUUAUAUCUGCUUUGCUAGCCAGGAUGGCAAUCUAUGUAGCGUAAUCAUUCCUUUACGAGAGGUCUUAGCAAUAGAUAAGACAGAUGAUUCCAGUAAAUCUGUCAUCAUUAGCAUCAAAGGAAAAACAGCAUUUCGCUUCAAUGAAGUUAAAGACUUUGAGCAACUGGUGGCAAAACUCAGCCUCAAGUGUCGGGCAGCUUCAACUCAGUAUAUUAGCACAGAGGGUGCUAUUGGUUCUGACUCUACAGAACCAUCUGAUAAUUUUGAGAUGCGAUCUUCAACAUGUACAAAAGAAUGCAGUAAAACUGUGAACACCGAAGCCUUAAUGACAGUAUUUCACCCUCAAAAUUUGGAGACUCUUAAUUCUAAAAUGUUGAAAGAAAAGAUGAAGGAACAGUCAUGGAACAUCCUAUUUUCAGAAUGUGGGCGUGGUGUUAGCAUGUUUCGAACCAAAAAGACUCGAGAUCUGGUCGUAAGAGGGAUUCCAGAGGCUUUAAGAGGAGAGCUCUGGCUGCUUUUUUCAGGUGCUGUUAAUGACAUGGCUACUAAUCCUGGCUAUUAUGCUGAAGUGGUUAAACAGUCUUUAGGGACCUGCAACUUGGCUACUGAAGAAAUUGAACGUGACUUGCGUCGUUCCCUGCCUGAGCACCCAGCAUUUCAGAGUGACACUGGCAUAUCUGCUCUGAGGCGGGUACUUACUGCCUAUGCAUAUAGGAAUCCCAAAAUAGGGUACUGCCAGGCAAUGAACAUUUUAACUUCGGUGUUGCUUCUAUAUGCAAAAGAAGAAGAAGCUUUUUGGCUUCUGGUUGCUGUAUGUGAACGAAUGUUGCCUGAUUAUUUUAAUCGUCGAAUCAUUGGUGCCUUGGUGGAUCAGGCAGUCUUUGAAGAACUUAUCAGGGAUCAUCUUCCUCAACUCACAGAACACAUGACUGAUAUGACAUUCUUUUCCUCAGUUUCUCUCUCAUGGUUCCUCACACUUUUUAUUAGUGUGCUACCUAUUGAAAGUGCAGUGAAUGUGGUGGACUGUUUCUUCUAUGAUGGAAUAAAGGCCAUUCUACAAUUGGGAUUGGCAAUACUUGAUUAUAAUUUAGACAAGCUACUGGCAUGUAAAGAUGAUGCUGAAGCUGUGACAGCUUUAAACAGGUUCUUUGACAAUGUCACUAAUAAGGACAGCCCAUUGCCUUCAAAUGUUCAGCAGGGUUCAAAUGUGAGUGAUGAACAAAGCAGUCAUAUUAGAGUGGAUAUUACAGAUUUGAUAAAAGAGUCCAAUGAGAAAUAUGGUAAUAUUCGCUAUGAAGAUAUACACAGCAUGCGCUGUCGAAAUAGGUUAUAUGUGAUACAGACCCUAGAGGAAACAACAAAGCAGAAUGUGUUGCGUGUUGUAUCACAAGAUGUGAAAUUGAAACUUCACGAAUUGGAUGAACUUUAUGUCAUCUUUAAGAAGGAGCUGUUUUUAUCUUGUUACUGGUGUUUAAGUUGUCCAGGAUUGAAGCACCAUGACCCCAGCCUGUCAUAUUUGGAACAGUAUCAGAUUGACUGCCAGCAGUUCAGAGUGUUGUAUCACUUGUUGAGUCCGUGGGCUCAUUCUGCAAAUAGAGACUCACUAGCUUUGUGGACAUUCCGAUUGUUGGAUGAAAACUCUGAUUGCCUUAUAAACUUCAAAGAAUUCUCCUCUGUAAUUGACAUAAUGUACAAUGGAAGUUUUACCGAGAAGCUUAAACUGCUUUUUAAGCUGCAUAUUCCUCCAGCAUAUACUGAAGUGAAAUCUAAGGACUCUUCAAAAGGUGAUGAACUUUCCGUGGAAGAAUUACUUUAUUUCAGUCAGCUUCAUGUUUCCAAACCUGCAAAUGAGAAGGAAGCAGAAUCAGGAAAAAAUAGCCCUGAAAAAGGCAAAGGAAAAAUUGAUAUUCAAGCAUACCUAAGUCAGUGGCAAGAUGAACUUCUUAAAAAAGAAGAAAACAUUAAAGAUUUACCAAGAAUGAAUCAGUCACAAUUUAUUCAGUUUUCAAAGACCCUCUAUAAUUUAUUUCAUGAAGACCCUGAAGAAGAGUUAUUAUAUCAAGCCAUUGCUGUUGUAACCAAUCUUUUGCUCAGGAUGGAGGAAGUUGGAAGGAAGCUACAUAGCCCUACAUCACCAGCAAAAGAAUUCCCUGGUACAGUCUCUGCUUCUGGAGGACCCAUAAAGGGAGAAACUGAGAGCCACAUGGAGAAAGAUCCCUCCUCUCUUAGGGAAGAACCUCAGUGGUCAUUUGCAUUUGAACAGAUUCUUGCGUCUCUGUUGAAUGAACCAGCCUUGGUGAGGUUUUUUGAAAAACCCAUAGAUUUCAAAGCCAAACUAGAAAAUGCAAAAAUCUCUCAGUUAAGGUCUAGGACCAAAAUGUAAGUUUUUCAGCAUCAUAGUCAAGUUUACCAAGAUUCCUGUAGCUGUAUCCCUUAGCUAAAUUCCUGGGAGUUGAGAUCAGGGAUUUAUUGUUGUUACAAAUAUGCUUGAAAACAAAAAAGAGAAAGAUACUCAGAAGCACAAUAAUAUAUCCCUUUGU